Messenger RNA from Salvia splendens (bonfire salvia), 1197 nucleotides. Its product is annotated as membrane-anchored ubiquitin-fold protein 3-like. The transcript has 3 exons. The record is from RefSeq and is a predicted model, not a curated record. Lineage: Eukaryota; Viridiplantae; Streptophyta; Magnoliopsida; Lamiales; Lamiaceae. Gene Ontology annotation, molecular function: protein binding. The coding region runs from base 456 to 812 and encodes 118 amino acids.
GACCUCUUCUAAAUCUAUACCUUCUUCUAAACCUAUUCAUUUCUUUAUUCAUUUCCAUUAUCAAACAAAACAAGUUUCUCCUCCUUUUAUCUAAUCAACUGUUCAUAUCCCUUAAAUCACCAAUCUUUUCAACCAUUCUUCCAACUCAAAACCCCCCUUUUUAGUUGUACCAAACUUGUUGCUUUCCCACAGAAAUCUAGCCAAUUUCGAUCUGGGUUUUUGAUAGUGUUGGUUUAUUGUGUUUCUUGAUUUCAAAGGCUGGAUUUUUAGUUUUGAUCUGGGAUCUUUGCUAUGGUCUUAGUUUCUUGAAUUUGGGGCUUUUCUUGUUGUUGGGUUUCAUUAAAGUUGGAGUCUUUGGUGGUUUCUUGCUGUUUUGGAGUUUGACUUCAAUUUGAUUUGAUUUGAUUUGUCGGUUGUGGGGAUUUGAGGCUGUGAUUGUUUCUAGAUUUGUUUUGAUGGCUGUGGAUGAAUUGGUGGAGCUCAAAUUUAGGCUUUCUGAUGGUAGUGACAUUGGACCAAGCAAGUAUAAUUCUAGUGCAACUGUGACCUCUCUUAAGGAAAAGAUUAUUGCUCUAUGGCCUAAAGACUCUGAAAACGGGCCAAAAUCCGUUAGUGAUAUAAAGCUCAUUAACGCGGGAAGGAUUCUUGAAAAUAACAGAACACUUGCUGAAUCGCGGCUUCCUCUAAGUGAAGUUCCUGGAGGCGUCAUCACAAUGCAUGUUGUCGUGCGGCCCCCCCUUCCCGACAAAAAUAGUGAUAAAUUGCAGGAAAAUUCUCAGAAGAAAGGAGGGUGCCUUUGCACCAUAUUGUAACGGACGGAGCUGCUGCAGAGCGCCUCGUCUCAUAUGUUUGUAUUACAGGUUCUUGAUUGCAUUUUACAACAUUACACAUGCUUAUAGAGAGAAAAGAUUUCCAUCAUAGUUAUUGGUCUCGGUUCUUUAUUCUUGUGCUCGAUAAAAUUGAAGAAAGAUCGUUGGGAGACGAUGCAGGAGAGUGUGGUCGAGUCUAAGAGAAGUUUCUCUGAUGAUAAGGAGAAAAGAAUGUAUGAUUAAACACACUGCAAAGCAAGUCAUGUUUGUGGUUGAUUUGCAUUAUGAAUCUCGAAGUUGUAUUGUGUUAUGUAUACUCAAAUUUGUUUACUGUCUAUAUUGUCACAACUUGAAAAUAUAAUAUAAUUGGGUUGAAUUGCUCAUAUUA